AUGACAGCAGAGCAAGCUCUAGUGGUCGCUGCCUCUGUUUGGGUGAUUUCUAAGAGAAACCGGUUUCGGAGGCUACUGCAAGAGCAGAACUGCCUUUGGUUGCUUGAUGCGGCGCCUCCUGUGAAUAGAAGUCAAUCGUUCGAGGUCGUGCUGGACGAUGCGACGGCCAAGGUCCGCUAUCGAUUCACAAUAGCCCAGCUAAGAACUCUUGCAUCAAAGCUGAGGCUUCCUGCACAAGGAGUGACGACUCCAUCCGGAGACCGCGUUAACCGUGUCGAGGCUGUUAGUCAACAUCGUGAAUUGGUCUAUUUCAAGUUCAAGCUUGUUUGCUCGAGGAUCAACCAGUACGCCACCGCUGUCCAUGAAACGGGGUCGCCACUAAGAACUUGUUGGUCAUUUAUUGAUGGCAUAAAACAAUAUGAGGCAAGACCUAGUGCUCGUUCUCAGCCUGCUUCCGAGUACGAAAACUUACAGCGCUCAGUGUGCAAUGGCCAUCCACGCAGACACUGUUUUAAUUGGCAAAGUCUCCAAGCCCCCGACGGGAUUAUCGUGAAUUUGUUCGGCUCGCUAGAAGGUAGGCGCUACGAUUUAACCAUGCUUAACCUCAGCGGAGUGCUCGACCUCAUGGAAAAGGAUCAAAGCGGAAUAUUUCGCGGGAAACUAAUGUACGGUGAUCCUGCCCACGGCUGCAGCAGGUAUAUUUGCUGCCCGUCUAUUGACACAUCGAACGCAGCGGCCGCCUUCAAACCGUGA
This is a messenger RNA of Phytophthora sojae, 753 nucleotides long. RefSeq lists its product as hypothetical. The coding region runs from base 1 to 753 and encodes 250 amino acids. The transcript has 2 exons. The record is from RefSeq and is a predicted model, not a curated record. NCBI's taxonomy places the organism in Eukaryota, Oomycota, Peronosporomycetes, Peronosporales, Peronosporaceae.